AUGAAUGACGACGACGACGACGACGACUACGACGACGAUGAUGAAGAAUUUGUGGAACAACUGAAUUCGAUAGAUUGGUUAAAUGGGUGUGUUCGGAGGACUCCACUGGAAUGCAAUGAUGGAGAUGGCUUUCGGAAGUAUAGUGAUUCAGAAAAGCGAAGAAUAUUAGAUUGGGGAACACGGGUUCGAGUAAUUGAAGGGAUUGCUCAGGGGCUUCUUUAUCUUCAUCAGUAUUCUAGGUUAAGGAUUAUUCAUAGAGACUUGAAGGCCAGCAAUAUUUUGCUGGAUAUUGACAUGAAUACCAAAAUAUCAGAUUUGGGAAUGGCCAGAAUCUUUGGAGGAAACGAGUCACAAGCAAAUACAAAUAGGAUUGUUGGAACUUAUGGUUAUAUGUCCCCUGAAUAUGCUAUUGAAGGCCUCUUUUUGGUGAAAUCUGAUGUCUUUAGCUCUGGCAUCUUAUUUGGUCUCCUCUGUGUUCAAGAAAGUGCAGCAGAUAGACCUACCAUGUCCGACGUUGUCGUGAUGCUUAACAGUGAAAGUGCAGAUCUACCUUAUCCCAAACAACCCACUUUCUUGAAUGUGAGAAGUAUGGUGAUGGCAAACCCAGUUCAUAGGAGGCAGAAAGAAAUUUGUUCUCUGAAUGAUGCAACAAUUUCAGAUAUCGAAGGCCGAUAA
This is a messenger RNA of Juglans regia (Persian walnut), 675 nucleotides long. RefSeq names its product G-type lectin S-receptor-like serine/threonine-protein kinase At1g11300. Gene Ontology annotation, biological process: protein phosphorylation. Gene Ontology annotation, molecular function: ATP binding; protein kinase activity. Lineage: Eukaryota; Viridiplantae; Streptophyta; Magnoliopsida; Fagales; Juglandaceae. The record is from RefSeq and is a predicted model, not a curated record. The transcript is spliced from 5 exons. The coding region runs from base 1 to 675 and encodes 224 amino acids.